Messenger RNA from Piliocolobus tephrosceles (Ugandan red Colobus), 3511 nucleotides. It is a transcript of the gene MCM3, whose product is annotated as minichromosome maintenance complex component 3. Gene Ontology annotation, cellular component: MCM complex; nucleus. The coding region runs from base 448 to 2949 and encodes 833 amino acids. Gene Ontology annotation, molecular function: single-stranded DNA binding; ATP hydrolysis activity; ATP binding. The transcript is spliced from 19 exons. The record is from RefSeq and is a predicted model, not a curated record. Gene Ontology annotation, biological process: DNA strand elongation involved in DNA replication; mitotic DNA replication initiation; double-strand break repair via break-induced replication. Lineage: Eukaryota; Metazoa; Chordata; Mammalia; Primates; Cercopithecidae.
AAGUAAUUAACAUAACAAUAAUCGCCAGUGCGUUUCGGGUUUAGCUCCCGAUCAGAACCAGAUGGGCUAACAAAUGCAGAGCCCCAGACGGGUGCCGGGGGACGUCUCCCACCGGCCCCUGGUGGCUGUCUUAUAGCGUGUCCGCCAAGACUGUGCCAACCUCCGAUACAGACCCCGCGGGAUUUUUCCAUACAACACAGAGACUACAGACAACACAGAGACUCAGAACAACACAGAGACUCAAGCCGGCCGACUUACCCAAUCUGCCUACAGCGAUGACCUGUUGACCUGGGGUCUGGUGGGCUUAGGGGAAUCCCAGACGAGCCCCAAAAUGUUGUGCCCGAAGUCGCGAGACCCCAGUAAGCGACCACCAGAGUCCAGAGUCAAAGCCAAAUAGCCGGGGUCGCUUUAUUUCGAGUUCGAACCCGGACCUCUCCGCACCUAACAAUGGCAGCCAAUUGGACUUCCAGGAGGAAAAGGUCCCACUCAAGGAAGUGUGUGGAUUGGUUGUAUUUAAAGUCCUACCGCCGGCCUGAAUUUGGUCAUUGCAUGGAUCAAAAUUUCUGCAGCUUGAGAAAACCCUGCAAAACAUCCGGAAAGGAAGACCAGGGAAUUUAUCAGAGCAAAGUUCGGGAGCUGAUCAGUGACAACCAAUACCGGCUGAUUGUCAAUGUGAAUGACCUGCGCAGGAAAAACGAGAAGAGGGCUAACCGGCUUCUGAACAAUGCCUUUGAGGAGCUGGUUGCCUUCCAGCGGGCCUUAAAGGAUUUUGUGGCCUCCAUUGAUGCUACCUAUGCCAAGCAGUAUGAGGAGUUCUACAUAGGAUUGGAAGGCAGCUUUGGCUCCAAGCAUGUCUCCCCGCGGACUCUUACCUCCUGCUUCCUCAGCUGUGUGGUCUGUGUGGAGGGCAUUGUCACUAAAUGUUCUCUAGUUCGUCCCAAAGUCGUCCGUAGUGUCCACUAUUGUCCUGCUACUAAGAAGACCAUAGAGCGACGUUAUUCUGAUCUCACCACCCUGGUGGCCUUUCCCUCCAGCUCUGUCUAUCCUACCAAGGAUGAGGAGAACAAUCCCCUUGAGACGGAAUAUGGCCUUUCCGUCUACAGGGAUCACCAGACCAUCACCAUCCAGGAGAUGCCGGAGAAGGCCCCAGCUGGCCAGCUACCCCGCUCUGUGGACGUCAUUCUGGAUGAUGACUUGGUGGAUAAAGCAAAGCCUGGUGACCGGGUUCAGGUAGUGGGAACCUACCGUUGCCUUCCUGGAAAGAAGGGAGGCUACACCUCUGGGACUUUCAGGACUGUCCUGAUUGCCUGUAAUGUUAAGCAGAUGAGCAAGGAUGCUCAGCCUUCUUUCUCUGCUGAGGAUAUAGCCAAGAUCAAGAAGUUCAGUAAAACCCGAUCCAAGGAUAUCUUUGACCAGCUGGCCAGGUCAUUGGCCCCUAGUAUCCAUGGGCAUGACUAUGUCAAGAAAGCAAUCCUUUGCUUGCUCUUGGGAGGGGUGGAACGAGACUUAGAAAAUGGCAGCCACAUCCGUGGGGACAUCAAUAUUCUUCUAAUAGGAGACCCAUCGGUUGCCAAGUCUCAGCUUCUGCGGUACGUGCUUUGCACUGCACCCCGGGCUAUCCCCACCACUGGCCGGGGCUCCUCGGGAGUGGGUCUGACGGCUGCGGUCACCACAGACCAGGAAACAGGAGAUCGUCGUCUGGAAGCGGGGGCCAUGGUCCUGGCUGACCGAGGUGUGGUUUGCAUUGAUGAAUUUGACAAAAUGUCUGACAUGGAUCGCACAGCCAUCCAUGAAGUGAUGGAGCAGGGUCGAGUGACCAUUGCCAAGGCUGGUAUCCAUGCUCGGUUGAAUGCCCGCUGCAGUGUUUUGGCAGCUGCCAACCCCGUCUACGGCAGGUAUGACCAGUAUAAGACUCCAAUGGAGAACAUUGGACUACAGGACUCACUGCUGUCUCGAUUUGACUUGCUCUUCAUCAUGCUGGAUCAGAUGGAUCCUGAGCAGGAUCGGGAGAUCUCAGACCAUGUCCUUCGGAUGCAUCGUUACAGAGCACCUGGGGAGCAGGAUGGCGAUGCUAUGCCCUUGGGUAGUGCUGUGGAUAUCCUGGCCACAGAUGAUCCCAACUUUAGCCAGGAAGACCAGCAGGACACCCAGAUUUAUGAGAAGCAUGACAACCUUCUACAUGGGACCAAGAAGAAAAAGGAGAAGAUGGUGAGUGCAGCGUUCAUGAAGAAGUACAUCCAUGUGGCCAGAAUCAUCAAGCCUGUCCUGACACAGGAGUCAGCCACCUACAUUGCAGAAGAGUAUUCACGCCUGCGCAGCCAAGAUAGCAUGAGCUCGGACACUGCCAGGACAUCUCCAGUUACAGCCCGAACACUGGAAACCCUGAUUCGACUGGCCACAGCCCAUGCGAAGGCCCGCAUGAGCAAGACUGUGGACCUGCAGGAUGCAGAGGAAGCUGUGGAGUUGGUCCAGUAUGCUUACUUCAAGAAGGUUCUGGAGAAGGAGAAGAAACGUAAGAAGCGAAGUGAGGAUGAAUCAGAGACAGAAGAUGAAGAAGAGAAAAGCCAAGAGGACCAGGAGCAGAAGAGGAAGAGAAGGAAGACUCGCCAGCCAGAUGCCAAAGAUGGGGAUUCAUACGACCCCUAUGACUUCAGUGACACAGAGGAGGACAUGCCUCAAGUAUACACUCCAAAGACGGCAGACUCACAGGAGACCAAGGAAUCCCAGAAAGUGGAGUUAAGUGAAUCCAGGUUGAAGGCAUUCAAGGUGGCCCUCUUGGAUGUGUUCCGGGAAGCUCAUGCGCAGUCAGUCGGCAUGAAUCGCCUCACAGAAUCCAUCAACCGGGACAGCGAAGAGCCCUUCUCUUCAGUUGAGAUCCAGGCUGCUCUGAGCAAGAUGCAGGAUGACAAUCAGGUCAUGGUGUCUGAGGGCAUCAUCUUCCUCAUCUGAGGAGGCCUCGUCUCUGAACUUGGGUUGUGCCGAGAGAGUUUCUUCCGUGUUUCCCACCCUGUCCCCGACCCAAGUCUUUGCCUCUACUCCCCUGACUAACAGUGUUGAACUGAAGGCGAGGAAUGUUGGUGAUGAAGCUGAGUCAGGACUCGGUGGACCCUUUGGGAAUGGGUCAUGAAAGCUGCCAUGGGGUGAGGAAAGAGGAGACAGUGAGAGAGGACAAGGACUAUUGCAUCUUCAUUGCAAAAGCACUGGCUCAUCCAUCCGCCCUACUUCCCAUCCCACACAAACCCAACUGUAAAUAACAUAUGACUUCUGAGUACUUUUGGGGGCACAACUGUUUUCUGUUUGCUGUGUAUUUUUUUUUCCUGCAGAGCACUGUGGUUAGACUAGGCUUUGGGUGGUUCUAACUGGUGGAGAGAAGCUCUGAGGCACGUCAUGCAGGUCAAGAGAGCUUUCUUUACAAUAGCACCAGUUAAGGUGAAUAUAUGUUGUACCACAAAACAAACCCAAUAUCCAGAUGAAUAUCCGAGAUGUUGAAUAAACUUAGCCAUUUUGUACA